Messenger RNA from Necator americanus (New World hookworm), 489 nucleotides. RefSeq lists its product as uncharacterized. Bases 1 to 489 code for a protein of 162 amino acids. The transcript has 2 exons. Lineage: Eukaryota; Metazoa; Nematoda; Chromadorea; Rhabditida; Ancylostomatidae. The record is from RefSeq and is a predicted model, not a curated record.
AUGGAUGCUGAAACUCUGCGUACCAUCUUGGAAGCCCAAACCAAGGCACAGCAGCAAAUGUUCACCGAGCUGAUAAAGCGCAAGGAAAAGAUGGCCUCCGCUUCACACCCAGCCGUCCCAACAGCACCCGUCGCCACGGCCGAUUUCUCACGAAUUCUCUAUCGACACGCUUGCUUGAUAUCGUGUACGAUCCGGAAAAUGGCAAAAGCUCGACUAAUCGUCUCCAAACUCGACGCCGUCACAUAUGCCCGUUUCACGAACCAUAUUCUCCCUAAAAGAGCAUGCGAUGUUCCCUUAACGGACACCGUGGCUGUUUUAAAGGAACGGUUUGCACAUAAUACGUCAGUAUUCGCGAGACGGUACUCCUACCUCAAGAAACAGCGAAAUGAGGAAAUUCCCGGCGACUACACCGAAUUGGUCAAUCAGCCAAUUCGGUGUAGUCGCGUUGCCAUGGCUGCGUUCAACGACGUCAUACCUGAGCAGACGUAA